AUCCAAAAUGUCCAGGGGAUGUGGAUCUCCAAAGUGGCGACUGGGACAUCAAGACGAUUACCAGCUCACUGAAGUUUUAUCUCAGGAACCUAUCAGAACCCGUCAUGACAUACAAGCUCCACAAAGAGUUGGUCCUGGCUGCCAAAUCCGAGAACUUGGAUUACAGGCUGGGAGCCAUUCAUGCGCUGGUCUAUAAACUACCUGACAAGAACAGAGAGAUGUUAGAGCUCCUCAUACAACACCUUGUCAAUAUAUGUGAGCACAGCAGAGAGAAUCUGAUGUCACCAUCUAACAUGGGGGUGAUAUUUGGACCUACCCUCAUGCGUGCACAGGAGGACACCGUAGCAGCGAUGAUGAACAUCAAGUUCCAAAACAUAGUGGUUGAGAUCCUCAUCGAGCACUUUGGGAAGAUCUACUCUGGCCCACCAGAAGAUACCACGGCUCCCCCAGUGCCUCCUCCAAGAGUAGCUGCCCGGCGGCAUAAACCCAUCACCAUUUCCAAACGUCCUCUAAGGGAAAGACCCGUCUUCUUCGGCGCUUCUGUAGAAGAAAGUGGAGCAGACCGGCACAGCCAGACCCCCAAUGGCAGCAGCAGCAGCACGGAGGUCCCCAAGCCACUGCACCGCAGCCGCCUGCCCGCACCCCGGCUGGGGGGAGAGGAGCCGGGGCAUCCCCCUACUGAGGGCCGGCCUCACCCGCGCACCGAGGCAGAGGUGGGGAAGAUGGUGGCCAAGCUGCAGGAUGGAGGAGUGAAGGCAGCCAGUAAGGCAGCCAACGGUGUGGUGGCCAGCCCUGCCCUGAGGACCUCCACACUCCAGGCCAAGAGACCUGCUCCCCGACCAGGGAUAUACGGCAGAGAGGGUGAGUGCGAUGGUGUCCCUAAGCCACGAUCCCAUGGUGAUAAGCCCGUGAUUACGCGUCCCCCAGUGAGACCUCCAGACCCUCCAUGCAGGACUCCUGUCCCUCCAAAGCUGGAGCAGAGGCCAGAUCUGAUAGCGGUCACAGCAGAAGAGAUGCCUUCAUCUGUGGUGGCCUCUAGGACAAAGUUCUUUGAGACAGCUUCCCGAAGAACAAGCAAUUCUUCAUCACCACAAGGCAGGAUCCCAGGUGAUGAGAGCUGA
Nestor notabilis (Kea) is the source of this 1121-nucleotide messenger RNA. RefSeq names its product oligophrenin-1-like. The record is from RefSeq and is a predicted model, not a curated record. Gene Ontology annotation, molecular function: GTPase activator activity. The transcript is spliced from 9 exons. NCBI's taxonomy places the organism in Eukaryota, Metazoa, Chordata, Aves, Psittaciformes, Psittacidae. The annotation marks the transcript as partial. Gene Ontology annotation, biological process: signal transduction.